GGGAAGUGAAGAAGACAGUCAGUGAUCCCACAGAGAGGGAGAAGACAGUGUCAACCAGCUCUCAGUUUCGAGUAAGAUAUGCAUCGGAAAUCUACAACUCUCCCCAUGUGGACGGCGGCAAUUCUGAGUUUGGCGGGCGUGAUGGGCGUGAUGGGUGUCCCCAACAGGGUUUCUAGACAAGCCAUCGAUACGUCUAAGAUCCCUGACGAUCAGUUUCUGUGCCUGCUCGAGGGGAAUUGCAACUUGAACCCGCAGCCUCCUUCGUCGAGCUGUACCUGCGUCAAGUGGUGGAAUUGCAGAGACGUUCCGCGCGGCAACGAGGGCGGAAUUGUAGCGGUGGUAGACGUCAGACUCGACGCCGCGUGCCCCAACGACGCCAACGACAUCUGUUGCGACAACGUGGUGGAAACACAGCCCCCGACGGUGCCGACGGUGCAGCCGACGCAGAACACCGGCUGCGGGAGGAGGAACGAGCAAGGCGUCGUCGUGAACUUCAAAGGAUUUUCGGACCGCCAGGCCCAGUUCGGGGAAUUCCCCUGGAUGGCCGCGGUAAUGCGGCAGGGGAGAACCAGCGUCCCUGAGUAUGUGUGCGGAGGGUCGCUGGUUCACCCGCGUGUCAUCCUCACCGUUGCUCAUCACGUACGCAGCGAGGUCGCCGGGAACCUCAUAGUCCGGCUGGGCGAGUGGGACUUCCAGAAUCCCUCAGAGCCGAUCCCUCACCAGGACAUCCGUGUGAGCCGCAUCAUCCUGCACCCGCAGUACGUCCCCGGAGAUCAUUACAACGACGUCGCACUCCUCCUGCUGGCUGAUGAAGCCGUGCUUGGGUCCACCGUUGGCACCAUCUGCGUCCCGCCGCCGUCCCAGUCCUUCGACGGGGCUCGGUGCUUCAGCUCAGGAUGGGGCAAGGACAUCUUCGGCAACCAGGGGCGGUACCAGCAGAUCCUGAAGUCUAUCGAUCUGCCAAUGGUGAGGAACGAUCAGUGCGAGCGAGCGCUGAAGACGAGUCCUCGCCUGAGUCCCAACUUCUUCCUGCACCCGUCCUUCGUGUGCGCCGGAGGGGAGCCCAAUAAGGACGUCUGCACCGGCGACGGAGGUUCCCCGUUGGUUUGCCCAAUGCCGGGAGAUCCCACGCGUUAUGUCCAGGCUGGCAUCGUAGCGUGGGGCCUCGGGUGCGGGCAGGCCGGCAUGCCUGGAGUCUACGCGUCCGUGAGCCAAGCAUCUGAAUGGAUUAGCAGAACCAUUCAGCAAACCACGGGAUUCGACUUGAGGGUUGGGAAAUAAGGAACUCCCCUGCCGUUUUUUUUGUUUUACGUGUUCCUUAUUCCGUAUUUAUUGCUUUUUAUAUUCCAUCCUUCGAUUGCGUAAUGAUGAAGCGCUUCUCAUUAUUACUUUUUCCUUAUUGAUAUGUAUCUGCGCUGUUGUUGUUUUUCUGUAUUCAUCAUUCUUUGCUGUUUCUACUUUCUUUGGGGAAGUAAGAAACUGUCUGCUCUUACCCCUUACUCCUUUUUUCAUAUUUCUGUUUUUUUAUGAAGUAAGGGCCACUUCCCCUACUGGUGCUCUUUAAUCCUUUUCGCUUGCAUACACCUUAAUUUUGGGACAAAAAGAACUUUCUCUUUUUACUUUUAACUUCUUGAUAAAUUUGUUUUAUAUAUAUUUUUUUACUCCUUUGCAUUCCCUUUACUGCAAUUUCAUAGGCUGACUUUCUUCCUUGCAUACAUAUGUCACCUUAUCAAUAAGCUCUCUGAAUUAAUUAUUUCUAAUCAGUAGAUACAAGAAAUCCACAUGUUAAUCGUGUGUUUUUUAAGCGUUAAUCGAUGAUCUCUGAGUUGAAAAAUGCGAAUUUAUCAUCCUCUUUAGAAUGAAUGCAACUUGUAUGAAUUUGACACGAAUAUCGGAAAGGUAUACAGUAUAUCUGUUAUGAAAAGAAUAAUAUUCAAUAUCAAACGCAUUCAUAUAUGCUGGUAAAACAACAUACUGUGCGUUUAUGUUUUAUUUGCUGUAUACAUUUUGUUAUUCAUAGUAAUGUUUGUAAUAACUGUUUCUGUGUCUCUUUUCACUUUGUCUUUCUACAAACAUACAC
This is a messenger RNA of Penaeus indicus, 2080 nucleotides long. Its product is annotated as phenoloxidase-activating factor 2-like. Gene Ontology annotation, biological process: proteolysis. Gene Ontology annotation, molecular function: serine-type endopeptidase activity. Bases 79 to 1281 code for a protein of 400 amino acids. Lineage: Eukaryota; Metazoa; Arthropoda; Malacostraca; Decapoda; Penaeidae. The transcript has 7 exons. The record is from RefSeq and is a predicted model, not a curated record.